GAAAAGGAAAAAGAUCUCUGCAGCUCGUUUACACCCAGUCAUGGCGCUGUCCCUGUGACCACAAGCCCUAAAAAAAUACAGGAGUAGAAGUAGUACUAGAGGGGAAAAAAACAGCGCCAACUGCUUCCCCUCUCCAUCUCCACCUCCACCUCUCCUCUAAUCAAACUCCCCGAGAGCUUCUUAAUCACCCACGAAAGCAGAGAGAGAGAAAGAGAGAGAGAGAGAGGAGCAGAGGAGGGUGAAGACACAAUAGAAACUGCCGUCUUCAAGGAGAGAGAAAUAGAGAGAGAGAGAGCCCACCUCCACCUCCUCCCCCAACCCAACUACUCGCCUGCUGGCCUCCUCCCCAACCCCCAUUGUGAGGUGAGGUGAUCCCCCCGGCGCCGGCGCCCACCAUCAACUGCUUCAAUUGAAUUGGUGCUCCUCUUUCUGCAACCCCCGCUUGGUUUAUUGGAGGAGAAGAGUAGUUGGAUCAGCAGCAGGCCCGUCGCCAAAAGAGUCUCCAACCAUGUAUCGCUGCUGACCCUGCGCCCUGCCCUCCCCUCCCCUCCCCUCCCUUUCUUUCUUUCGCGGGGAGCUGACUCCGGCGGCAGCGGGAGAGAGCGAGAGAGAAAGGGGCAGACCAGGCCAUGGCCUGAGCUUUCGACUGGUGGUCGGGGCUUCUUCAUCUGCGCUCGAGUCCUACUCCCACAGCCUUCUUUGGGCCCCUCGUCGUCCAGGAUGGCCGCGUCGGCGUCGGCGUCGGUCAAGCUGGGAUCAAAGCCUGACGCCUUCAGAAGGCAGGGACAGGCGUGGUUCUGCACAACAGGACUGCCCAGUGAUGUUACCGUGGAGGUUGGGGAUAUGUCUUUCCACCUUCAUAAGUUCCCUUUACUUUCCAAAAGUGCCGUUCUUGAACAGUUGAUUGAGGAGAGUUCAGACCAGGAAGAGAGCAUCAUCAAACUAAAUGAUAUCCCAGGGUGUGCAAAAUCAUUUGAGAUGGUGGCAAGAUUCUGCUAUGGAGUGAAAAUAGAACUAUCUGCUGCAAAUGUCGUCCACCUGCGUUGUGCCUCUGAGCAUCUCCAGAUGACUGAAGAAAUAUCUGAUGACAACCUGAUUGCACAGACAGAAAUGUUCCUUAACCAGGUGGUGCUUCGUAACUGGAAAGAUUCCUUGAAGGCCCUCGAAACCUGCGAUGACCUUCUCCCUCAUGCUGAAGAUCUUCAAAUUGUUAAGAGAUGCAUCGAGUCAUUAGCAUCGAAAGCAACCACUGAUCCGAACCUGUUUGGCUGGCCGAUAAGGGAACACGGCAUCAUGCAAAGCCCUGGAGGCAGUGUACUGUGGAAUGGGAUCAGCACCGGUGCCAGGCCCAGAAACUUCAGUUCAGACUGGUGGUAUGACGAUGUUUCAUCAUUGAGUUUUCCCAUGUACAAGAGAUUGCUAUCUGGCAUGGAGUCUCGACGCAUACGGCCUGAGAUCAUCGCUGGUUCUUUGGCAUACUAUGCGCGGAAGUACAUCCCAGGACUCAGUAGGCGCAACAGUAUGGGAACAAUGCCCCUGGCUGGCACUCUUUCUGAUGUAGAACAGAGGAACUUGCUUGAGGAGAUCGACAGACUAUUGCCUGUUCAGAAGGGUUUGGUGCCUACAAAACUCUUGCUCGGGCUGCUUAAAACAUCCAUGAUUCUGAAAGCCAGCUCCACCUGCAUUGCCAACUUGGAGAAGCGCGUCGGCAUGCAGCUUGACCAGGCCAGUCUGGAAGAUCUACUGCUGCCAAACUACUCUUACACCAUGGAAACACUGUACAAUGUGGAGUGCGUGCACAGGAUUCUUGAGCACUUUCUGGCAAUGGACCAAGCCAACGGCGGUUGCUCCCCGUGCAUCGAUGACAUGAUGGCGUCCCCUUCCAUGAUACCGAUCACUGCUGUUGCUAAGCUGCUUGAUGGCUAUCUUGCAGAGGUUGCACCGGAUGUCAAUCUGAAACCUCCGAAAUUCCAAGCUCUAGCAUCUGCUUUGCCUGAGUAUGCCCGGCCACUAGAUGAUGGCCUCUACCGCGCCAUUGAUGUGUACUUGAAGGCACAUUCCUGGCUAUCAGAAGGCGAACGGGAGCAGCUAUGCCGGCUGAUGGACUGCCAGAAGCUGUCCCUGGAGGCGUGCACCCACGCGGCGCAGAACGAGAGGCUGCCGCUGCGCGUGGUGGUGCAGGUCCUCUUCUUCGAGCAGCUGCAGCUGAGGACCUCGAUCGCGGGGUGCCUGCUGGUGUCGGACAACCUGGAAGGGUCCUCCAGGCCGCUGCGGAGCGGCGGGGUGGCGAUGUCCGGCGAGGCCGGGGGGUGGUCGGCGGCCGUGAGGGAGAACCAGGUGCUGAAGGUGGGCAUGGACAACAUGAGGAUGCGGCUGGCGGAGCUGGAGAAGGAGUGCUCGGACAUGCGGCAGGAGAUCGAGAAGCUGGGGCGCGGCGGCGGCGGCGGUGGCAAGAGCGGCGGCGGCUGGGCGUCCCAUGUCCCGAGGCGGUUCAGCCUGAAGAUGAAGCCGCAGAUGUGCAGCACCCAGGAGGGGUCGGUGAGCGAGCAGCAGAAGAGCAUGAGCGCCAAGCUCGACAAGCUGCAGGCCAAGCUGUCCAAGCAGAAGCGCCAGCUCUCCGCCGACGCCUGAAUGAAACGCCAAACUCCCUGGUUACUCCUGUGAUUUUAAUUAACUUGGUGUGAGCUGUGUUAUAGUUUCCGUAGCCGUUUCGUUUAGGUUUACAUGUGCCAAGUGCAGUGUUUUGAGUCCCUUGGUGUGAACAUUUCUGGUGUUUUCUUUGGGUGUGUUGGUUAGUGGGAAUGGAAAUGUGUAGCAAAGUUAUCAUGUUGCUCUGUGUUUACUGAAGUAGUGCAAGUGGUCGUCAGUUCGUAGUUGAGGGGACUGAAAUAGUACUACUAUCUAUGCACAUAUCUUUGAUCA
Molecule: messenger RNA, 2922 nt
Organism: Triticum aestivum (bread wheat)
Lineage: Eukaryota; Viridiplantae; Streptophyta; Magnoliopsida; Poales; Poaceae
Product: BTB/POZ domain-containing protein At1g30440
Exons: 4
Coding region: 721-2631 (636 amino acids)
Molecular function (GO): protein binding
Source: RefSeq, a predicted model, not a curated record